AUGUCGCUCUUUGCCCCGCCUGUACUUAGACAUUCAACGUAUCUCGCUGUCUUCUACGAUGUUCGACUCAAAACCACAGACCAUCCUUCAGAAGAUGAUAGCGACGACGACGAAACAUUUCUUGACCGCCCUGACAUCAUUGUGGAGAAGCUGGAGGACAUACUAGGCUUAAACGAAGACAAAUUCGUCAAGUUUAGCGAAAGAGCACGCCAAUUAGUAACGCGAACCCCUUCGAAACCUAUUAAACGCUCGCAAAUUUCCCUACCCGACGAGGAAUCCAUCCCUAAUCUUCGUCGACAGAAACUUGAACCUGCGUCCGACUGA
Colletotrichum godetiae is the source of this 324-nucleotide messenger RNA. RefSeq lists its product as uncharacterized. The record is from RefSeq and is a predicted model, not a curated record. The coding region runs from base 1 to 324 and encodes 107 amino acids. NCBI's taxonomy places the organism in Eukaryota, Fungi, Ascomycota, Sordariomycetes, Glomerellales, Glomerellaceae. The transcript has a single exon.